UGCCGUCGCAAGUGCCGGCCAAGUUCAAGUGCGAUCGACCGUCGACGAACUUUCAAAGUCUGGCACGGGAACCAUACGGUGGGGGACCAUACGAUGGUGGUUGAGGCCAUCGGGUAUAUAAAGCGGCUGUGAUCAACACUGCACAUCAUCAGUCUCGCUUUGGUCGAUCCAAACCAACCAAAUCCACGAACAAUGGCAUUCAAGUUUGUCGCUUUCGCCGCCCUUGUGGCCGUUGCUAAUGCCGGUCUCAUCGCUCCUGCUGCUCCCGUCGCUUAUGCCGCAGCCCCCGCAGUUGCCAAAGCUGUGGAUGCUGAUUUCGACCCUCAUCCCCAGUACAGCUACGCGUACGACGUGCACGAUAGUCUGACCGGCGACGCCAAGAGCCAGCAAGAGACCCGCGACGGCGACAUCGUCCAGGGCAGCUACUCCCUUCUGGAGGCCGAUGGCACCAAGCGCACCGUCGACUACACCGCUGACCCAGUCAACGGUUUCAACGCCGUAGUCCGCAAGGAACCCGCCGCGGUCGCCGUCAAGGCUGUCGCCCCAGUUGCCGCUGCUCCCAUCGCGCACGCUGCACCGAUCGCUUACGCCGCUCCUGUUGCCAAAAUCGCGACCCCCAUUGCACACGCCGCUCCCUUGGCCUACGCUGCCCCCGUAGCCAAAUAUGCAGCCCCCCUGGCGCAUGCCGCUCCCCUCGCCUACGCCGCCCCCAUAGCCAAAUAUGCCGCCCCUAUCUCCUACGCCGCCCCCGUAGCUAAGUACGCUGCCCCCGCUUACGCUCACGUCGCGCACGCUGCCCCCGUCGCCUACGCCGCAUCCGCCGCACCCUUCGCCUAUGCCGCACCCGCCGCACCCUUCGCCUACGCGCCAGCGGCUCCCAUCGCCAAAUUCGCCGCAGCACCCGCUGCUUUCUCUUAUGCCGCCCCCGCCUCCUACAUCCACUGAUCGCGUUGAUCGCGCCAGCUCACGUUGUCGACUUAGGCCGAACUUAUUUAUUUUUAUACCAUGUAUGUCUUUUUCUGUGUGACUGAUUAAAAGAAAUUAUAUAUAUGUA
Molecule: messenger RNA, 1054 nt
Organism: Camponotus floridanus (Florida carpenter ant)
Lineage: Eukaryota; Metazoa; Arthropoda; Insecta; Hymenoptera; Formicidae
Product: cuticle protein 18.6
Exons: 2
Coding region: 193-945 (250 amino acids)
Cellular component (GO): extracellular matrix
Source: RefSeq, a predicted model, not a curated record